Saccostrea echinata is the source of this 3672-nucleotide messenger RNA. Its product is annotated as delta-1-pyrroline-5-carboxylate synthase-like. The record is from RefSeq and is a predicted model, not a curated record. Bases 150 to 2582 code for a protein of 810 amino acids. NCBI's taxonomy places the organism in Eukaryota, Metazoa, Mollusca, Bivalvia, Ostreida, Ostreidae. Gene Ontology annotation, molecular function: glutamate 5-kinase activity; ATP binding; glutamate-5-semialdehyde dehydrogenase (NADP+) activity. Gene Ontology annotation, cellular component: cytoplasm; mitochondrion. The transcript has 15 exons.
UCAAGUAAACAUGAUCAACACACGCAGGUGCCCGCGUUACAAAGCUGUACAAUAACUUAGGAUUUUAUUUAACAUUAUCUCAAGGAUUUGCCACAGAUUAACAAAGUGUUGGGGCAUCUGUUUAAUUAUUAAUACAUUCAGGAGUCAUCAUGUACAAUACAGCGACCAUCUUUAAAUCUGGCCGGCAUCUACGUAAUGGCUGGAGCUCGAGGUCCAUCAACUGGACAGCAAACCCCUUAUCAUCCAAUCAGAUGUCAAUGUUCACCCAUUGGUCAGGACACACGCGCCCAACACGGGCAUAUUUUCCAGGGCCUCACAGAAUAUGGGGACAGACCUAUAGAAAUAUUUCUUCAUCCUCUUCUAUGGCUGCACAAGCCAUGUUCCGCACUGACCUCAUGGACUGUAAACGAGUCGUAAUAAAGCUGGGUAGUGCCGUCAUUACUCGUGAAGACGAGUGUGGUUUGGCACUCGGGAGACUAGCUUCUAUAGUAGAACAGGCUUGUGAAUUACAUGCCCUAAAUAAACAGGUGAUAAUGGUAACUAGCGGGGCCAUUGCAUUCGGGAAACAGAAACUGCACCAUGAGAUGUUAAUGUCGAUGAGUAUGAGACAAACGCUAAACACAGGCAAACGCCAGGGAUCGCUGAUAGAACCUCGAGCAUGUGCCGCUGUGGGACAGAGUGGUCUCAUGUCUCUGUAUGAAGCCAUGUUCAACCAGUAUGGAGUGAAAACUGCCCAGGUUCUGAUCACGAAGCCCGAUUUCUUUCACGAGGAGAGUUGUAGAAAUCUGAUGGGGACCCUGAGGGAACUGUUAGAGCUGAGUAUUGUACCAAUCCUCAACACAAACGACGCCGUGGCCCCACCGCCUCAGAUUGACAAAGAUUUACAGGGGGUAAUUAGUCUGAAGGAUAACGAUAGCUUGGCUGCCCGUCUGGCUGUAGAGGUCAAGGCUGACCUGAUGAUUCUAAUGUCAGACGUGGACGGUCUGUACACAGGACCCCCAGGACAGGAGGGGUCACGUCUCCUCCACACGUACUGCCCAGAGGUGGACGAGACAGGCGUUAUCUUUGGAGAGAAGUCACGAGUUGGUCUGGGUGGCAUGGAGUCUAAGGUGAGAGCAGCAUCGUGGGCAUUAGAAAACGGCACAUCUGUCGUUAUUUGUAAUGGGCAUGAGGAUCGGGCUAUUUAUAACAUUGUGACAGGCAAAAAUAUCGGAACAUUUUUCACCAGAUCCAAAAUGCAGAGUGCUCCUGUUGAACUAAUGGCAAUGCAGGCAAGAGAAGGUGGCAGAGUGCUGCAGACACUGGCACCACAGCAGAAGCACCUCAUCAUAACCAAACUAGCAGAUCUUCUAAUAGAGAGACAGAGAGACAUUCUGGAUGCCAACAGUAAAGACGUAGAGAUAGCAAACAAGUCAGGCCUUGCUCCAUCCAUGGUGUCUCGUCUUAUCCUGAGUGAGAGGAAGCUACACACACUUCAUGAAGGACUGAAACAGAUUGCCAGCCAAAGCUCUGACAUUGUAGGUCAGGUUAUUAGGAGGACACUGCUGGCAGAUGGCCUUGAACUCAAACAGGUCACAACCCCAAUAGGCGUCCUUCUGGUGAUCUUCGAGUCACGUCCAGACUGCUUACCUCAGGUAGCUGCAUUAUCCAUUGCCAGUGGGAAUGCUCUGCUUUUGAAGGGAGGGAAGGAAGCAUAUCAUAGCAACCAAAUCCUCCACUCCUUGGUACAGGAAGCUCUGGAGCCAUUCGUUCCCAAGGAAACCAUUUCAUUGGUGAGCACACGCGAGGAGAUUGAGUCUCUGCUGGAACUGAAGCAGUACAUUGACCUAAUUAUUCCCCGGGGGUCUAACGAACUGGUCAGUAUGAUACAGAAACUCAGUCAGGGGAUUCCUGUCCUGGGACACAGUGAGGGGAUAUGUCAUGUUUAUAUUGACCAAGAUGUGAACGAGGAUAUGGCGCUCAACAUUGUACGCGACUCCAAGACAGACUACCCAGCAGCUUGUAAUGCAGUAGAAACCAUCCUGGUCAACAAAGCACAUCUCAGAACACCAUUUUUUGAGGAUUUGUUUGAUAUGCUGAAAUCUGAGGGGGUAAAGAUCUAUUCUGGACCCCGAUUGGCCUCAGCUUUAAAAUUUGGCCCUCCACCAGCCCCUAAUCUACACACAGAGUAUGGGGAUUUGUCUGUCACUGUAGAGCUAGUGGACGAUGUACGGGAUGCCGUCCGUCACGUCAACAAGUACAGCAGCAGUCACACAGACACCAUAGUGACCAAUGAUAAAAACACAGCAGAAGUUUUUCUCAAGGGAGUAGAUAGUGCCUGUGUGUUUCACAACACUAGUACAAGGUUUGCUGACGGCUACAGAUUUGGUCUAGGAGCUGAGGUUGGUAUAAGCACCAGCAGAAUUCAUGCACGUGGCCCUGUAGGUGUGGAGGGACUUCUUACGACAAAAUGGAUCCUCCAUGGUAGGGGACAUAUAGUGGAGGAUUUCACGAAAGGAAAAAUGGAAUUCCGACACCAGUCUCUCCCACUGUCCCAGCAACAAGUGACAGAGGAGGAAGAAAUUGUAGAACGGGAAGAGUAGAUCACUGGUUAUUUAACUGUUUAAAAAAAUUGCAAUUGGCCAUGCAUCGAAUCCGUAGUUGUCAUUAAAUUUCUGAUUAGAUUUUGAACGCUGUCUCAACAUUGGGAUUUGCCAUGUGAUUUCUCAUUAGAAUUAGAUAGCUGUCUCACAUAAGGUUUUUUGAUGAUCAGUGGGGAUUUUCUGAUUGUUUCCCAGUAUUUGAUUUUCUGUUUUUACAUUGUCUUAGAAAUGGAAGUAUUUUUUUUUGUUAUCUUUGAUAAUGUGCUAGACUGUGUUCAUGACAAUUGUAAUUGUCACCAUGCAAACUUUGAAUUAUUUGAUAAAGAAGACUGGUUUUCAUUCAUGGCACUUAUUCUUACAUUUAGAUAAAGGAAAUUUAAGUCAGUGUAUAAUUCAUAUCAGUAAAUUUCAGGGUUGUCAAGAAAGCAAUAACACCUGCACCUCUAAGUUUGUAACCUUGAUUUUUUUUUUAUUCUACAUAUUACCUUAGAUAUAUCUAAGGCCUAUUUUUUUUACUGAAUGAAAAUGAGAAAAAAUAUAUUUAAUGAUGUUUUAAGCUAUAAUAUUUGUAGAUCUGAGAAAAGUUGUUAUUUAUCAAGGGUGCCAUAAUACUUAUUCUGCAAUUAUUUAUAUACACAAUUAAAUCACUGAUCUAGGUGAAGUGUAGAUCUGUUUCAGAUGUUUAUCUGAUGGGUUUUUUUUAAAUACAUGUAUAAAUAAAUUACAUUUUUUUGUAUUUCAUUACACUGAAUGUACAGUUGAACUUCAAAUCUCAAACAUCAAUAUCUUGAAUACCAUUGAUAUAUUGGAGUAAAUUUGAAGUCCCAUCCAUUCGUACAUUAUCCUUUAUAUACUUCAAUAUCUCUAGGUUUUUCUUGACUCCAUCGAGUUUUAGAUAAUGAAGUUUAACUGUAUUUACUAAGCAAUCAUAUACAUGUAUAUUGGGUAGGUAUUAAGAGGUUUAUGUUUCACACAUUUUAUGUACCACAUGCUGAAUCAUUGAAAGUUUUAUACAUCGGAUAUGUAUUAAGAGGUUGAUUUUCAUGUACCACAUGCUGAAUCAUAAUACAUUGUACUAUAAUAAUUAAAA